Phyllopteryx taeniolatus (common seadragon) is the source of this 2209-nucleotide messenger RNA. Its product is annotated as spermatogenesis-associated protein 45-like. The record is from RefSeq and is a predicted model, not a curated record. The transcript is spliced from 3 exons. NCBI's taxonomy places the organism in Eukaryota, Metazoa, Chordata, Actinopteri, Syngnathiformes, Syngnathidae. Bases 1573 to 1935 code for a protein of 120 amino acids.
AGCCCGCUCCUCGGUAGAGGAGGUCCGCCUUUCUCCUUAGUGGUGGGGGGAGGAUGGCCCCACGCCGCCUCAGCCAAUAGGGGAGCAGCAGCGGUUACCGACCGCUGACGUGAUGACGAGACGCGCGCACACACAGCCGACUUGAUGACUAAACUGACAUUACAAUGUGUAUUUGAUAUACUUUAGCACGAAUUGUUCUAGACAGAAAUAAAUGUCAUCAAAUUGUAAAAAAAAUAUUUCAUUAUUUAAUCGAACAGGGGUUGUAUGCGCGACCGACUUCCGCAUAGGGCAAAACAGGACGAAGCACUUCCUUCCGGUUCAGGAGCAACCGUCUGUUGUUUCGAACAUGUCGUCAAGAUGACAAUAUCCGUUGUUUAGGCUUUGUUCAUGUUUACAUAUAUCAACUAAUGCAUAUAAAUAAAUUAUGUAAAUGUAUCGUAUUUAACUUUUAUUGGAAAACACCAGCCAAAAACAAACAAAAACAAAAAAAACAACGAAAUUUUAGUUUGGCUUUAAACCAUCCAACCAUCAUCAACCUGUAGUUAUGCUCGUUAUAACACAGGAACUCCACUAACGUGUUUUCCAGGUUUGGUCACGUGACAUUCCGCAUAAAGCGGAUUCUUCUUUUAUAAAGAGAUUAACUCGUUUAAUAUUUCAGCGUCCUUCACCAUAUCACGGUUCACUUUUUGCACUCUCACUCCAACGCUGAUUUUUAAAUCGUACGUAUCUAAUUUUACAUCCUGGAUUUUUUUGUGACUGCGGACACAGAGUAUGUCCUAAGUUUGGGAUCAUUUCACACUUAAAAAGAAGAUAAAGUGAAACCUCUAUUACAAAGCAGAACUGGCUUUCACAACUGCACGUCGACAGUGAAGUCACGUCCUUAGCUGAUUUAUUAUAUAGUAGCCUAUGACCGAUAGAGUAUUGUUAUAUUCGCUGUCUACAUGUGUUGCUGCAUUGUGUGUAUUUAAAAAUAUGGCGCUUAAGGUGUUAUUACACCACAACAUAUUAGGUGGCCUGUCCAUAAGGUUUCCCAUUAUGUGUUAGCAUUAAGCUAGCAGACUUGCGUGGUUGUUUAUACACGUCUCAUCCUCUUUGUUUUCUGUUUAGUUUAACAGUAAAUAAACAGCUUGAAGCCUCUUUUUGGACAAAUUCAUAUCUCAAAUUUUGGCUGGCAAGUCAAAACGAAAAAACAACGGCUCAUACCUCGAAAACUUCAUACAUUGGGUCACUCGUAUCUUAAGCCACCACUGUAUAUUUGAAGGCCAUAUCGCACACCCCUAUUGUGGACUAAAUAAAGUGGCCAGUCAGUGUACAUCCUCUACUUUCCUGUACACAUUUAGUCAGUGAAUGCAACUGGAAUCACACAAUGGAGACAUUUAAUAAAUCAUUAUAUCGUCUUGUGCAGAAAUGAGGACUCAUAUUGUACAAUGACAAUGUCAAUUAAAUGCCGCCAUCAUUAGCUCUAAUGCGCUAAUGCUAAUCAUCUUGGAGCAGACUCCGCCCACAGGCUGAGAAAAGCCUGGAGUCAGGACUGGCCCGUGCGGAAGGAAUCCUUUGAGACCCCCUGCACUCAUGAAGCCUCGACCAGGCCUUAGGAGCUUUGCGGUCCGACACAUGACAGAAAACCUUCCCCAAACAAACAAGCGCAACAUGACGCUUCAGGACAUCAACCGGCACCGGGAGACUUGGUGUCGGGUGGAGUCGAACGCCCGCUGCGCUUGGGAAAGAGUCGAAAGGAAACACUACAGUGCGCACCUGAGGUCCAGCCCGGCGCUCCUCGCCGCCAUGACCGGUGGGCCGCAACGGGGGGCGCCCGGUAGGGGGCAGCCACCGCGGCCCGACCGCCUCCCAGAGAGACGCCAUUUUGAAGAAAGCUAUGAUUCCCAGCUGCCAUGGGGCAGCGGUGACUCUUUGCAUCGGAACGGCGCCCGCUGACCUCUGGCACACAAACCUUCCUCAGCGUGGCAGCGUUAAUUUUCUCCGCUUCCACAUGCCGCUGCUAUGCUGAUCCUUUAUAACAACAUUACACUAAUCCACAUUCCUCCUCUCGCUCCGUAUGUGUGUAUACUGUAUGUGUGUGUUUUAACAAUUGUAAUCUGAUUACUCUGCUCAGUCACAUGGCUGAUAUGUUCUGUUUGCGGUGUACAUGUCCAUUUUUCUUAUGUGAAACUAGGGCUGAGCGAUAUGGCCUUACAAUAAAAUUUUGCAA